UUGAAGAUAAGUGUGUCUUAAAAACUAGAACUUGGGCCUUUGAAUACAAGAACAUAGGUGAAAUCAUUCUUCAUUAGCUUGUGUUGGUUUAAAGUAUGUUCCUAAACUAAACCCAAAAAAGAUAAUGAGAUUGACACAGGUUGUGUUGGUUUUGCUUUGGUUUCUUGGUGUUUAUGCUCCUGCUUGUUUUUGUGCCAAUGUUACCUAUGAUCAUAGAGCAUUGGUUAUUGAUGGCAAACGAAGGGUCCUCAUUUCUGGUUCCGUUCAUUAUCCUCGUAGCACUCCACAGAUGUGGCCGGACCUUAUUCAGAAAUCCAAAGAUGGAGGAAUUGAUGUCAUUGAGACUUAUGUUUUCUGGAACUUACACGAACCCGUUCGAGGCCAGUAUAAUUUUGAAGGUAGGGGGGAUUUGGUUGGAUUUGUGAAGGCAGUUGCAACAGCAGGUCUAUAUGUUCAUCUCCGGAUCGGUCCUUACGCGUGUGCGGAAUGGAAUUAUGGUGGCUUCCCUCUUUGGUUGCAUUUUAUUCCGGGGAUUAAGUUCAGAACUGAUAAUGAACCAUUCAAGGCAGAAAUGAAGCGGUUUACUGCGAAGAUUGUGGACUUGAUGAAGCGAGAGAAGCUCUAUGCAUCACAAGGAGGACCAAUCAUUUUAUCUCAGAUUGAAAAUGAGUAUGGAAACGUUGAUAUACACUAUGGUCCUGCUGGUAAAUCUUACAUCAAUUGGGCAGCAUCAAUAGCUACAUCUCUUGAUACAGGUGUUCCCUGGGUUAUGUGCCAGCAAGUAAACGCGCCUGAUCCAAUUAUUAACGCGUGCAAUGGAUUUUACUGUGAUCAAUUCACGCCAAACUCAGACAAGAAACCGAAAACUUGGACUGAGAAUUAUAGUGGAUGGUUUUUUGCAUUUGGAGAGGCUGUGCCUUAUAGACCUGUGGAAGAUCUUGCAUUUGCUGUGGCACGCUUUUUUCAGCGUGGUGGAACUUUUCAGAAUUACUACAUGUACCAUGGAGGGACUAACUUUGGCCGGACAACUGGCGGACCGUUCGUUUCCACUAGUUAUGAUUAUGAUGCACCCAUUGAUGAGUACGGAAUAAUUAGACAGCCCAAAUGGGGUCAUCUUAAAGAUUUGCAUAAGGCCAUAAAGCUUUGUGAAGAAGCAUUGAUAGCUACUGAUCCAACAAUUACAUCUCCGGGUCCAAAUCUAGAGACUGCAGUUUACAAGACAGGAGAUGUAUGUGUCGCCUUCCUUGCUAACAUCGGUAUGACCGAUUCAACGGUAACUUUUAAUGGCAAUUCAUAUCAUUUGCCUGGAUGGUCUGUGAGCAUCUUGCCAGAUUGCAGAAGUGUUAUUCUUAAUACUGCAAAGAUUAAUUCCAUGUCUAUGACUUCAAGCUUUGCAACUGAAUCUUUAAAAGAAGAGGUUGAUUCUUUGGACAGUUCAAGUUCGAGAUGGAGUUGGAUUAGUGAACCAGUCGGUAUUUCAAAGCCUGAUGCAUUCUCAAAAUAUGGACUACUUGAACAAAUAAACACGACGGCCGAUAGAAGUGACUACUUGUGGUACUCAUUAAGCAUUGUUGUUGAAGAUAAUGCUGGUGCUCAACCUGUUCUUCACAUUAAAUCCCUUGGUCAUGCCCUUCAUGCUUUUAUAAACGGAAAACUUGCAGGUAGUGGAACAGGAAACAAAGGAAAGGCUAAGGUGAAGGUGGACAUCCCUAUUACACUUGUAGCUGGAAAGAACACAAUUGAUCUCCUUAGUUUAACAGUGGGAUUACAGAACUAUGGAGCAUUUUAUGACAGAGUGGGCGCAGGGAUCACUGGUCCGGUAAUAUUGAAAGGUUUAAAAAAUGGCAGUACCAUCGAUCUCUCGUCCCAUCGGUGGACAUAUCAGGUUGGACUUCAAGGUGAAGAUUUAGGUCUGUCUAGUGGAAGUGUUGGACAGUGGAAUUCACAAUCCACCUUACCUACAAAUCAACCUUUAACUUGGUACAAGACGAAAUUUGUUGCCCCUUCUGGAAGAAACCCGGUUGCAAUUGACUUCACGGGGAUGGGAAAAGGCGAAGCUUGGGUGAACGGACAGAGCAUUGGGCGAUACUGGCCUACAUACAUCGCUUCAAAAUCUGGUUGUACUGACUCAUGCAAUUAUAGAGGAUCCUAUAAUUCAUCCAAAUGUCUCAAAAACUGUGGAAAACCAUCACAGACAUUGUAAGUGUUAGAUGUAACACCCCAUACAUAACUGACUAGUAUAUUAUGCAUGAAACGUUAAAAUUGAUAUUGAGUACAUACAAAAGCUAAGAUACAAGAUGAUCCAUAUGAAUACAACAUGGAAUCAUAUUAACAAUUACAAAACAUGUGUCUUCAUGGAUCUGCACAGCGGAAAGAUGAGAUCUGACGAGGUCUCCGAGCCAUCACCACUUCGUUGUCUUCAUUCCAAACCUGUUACCUGUCAAACGCUACUAAACCGCACCUGAAAAAAAAAUAAGUUGAUUGGGAUGAGAUUACUAAAUCUCAGUGAGUCCUCCUAUCCUAUGGGUCCACUCGGUUCUACAGGGUACAUGCAUCAACAAAACCGAAUCCACCAUUGAUCCGGGGUUUAUCCUCGCAUCCGGUACAAAUACGGAGCAAACACAUGAUUCGUCCACCAUAGGAGUCAUCAUAUCACAAGUAUACAAAUAGUAUAACAACCACGUAUGCCAUAACCCAUACCCGUGUAUGGGGAAUCCAGAAGUACGUUAAUACCGCUAGACUAAGCUACUAACACACCCUCGGUGGGUUCACCCAUGCCUAUUUGUCAAGAGACUUGCACAAGCACCCUGCAAGAAUGAUUAAAUGGGUUCGCACAAGCCUACAUGGCUGCGAGAUGACCUUGCCUAAGAGGCGACACCGUCCCAUUAACCAUCUGUACGCACGUGGUGUUAACAGCAAGUGCAACACGCCGUCUCGACGCAUGAGCCCAUCCGGGUAGGAACCUAAUGAUGUAGCCUACAUGGCAUCACUAGAGAUGGUUUACCUGUUAUGCGUAGGCUUACUUAGCCGCAUAACGCCAUCAUACCGAGCACGCGAGUGUGUAUACAGCAAGUGAGUAAAAAGCCCCGUACGGCACUCACAAGCACACUGCAACGGUAGUUCAGGUAUGUGCCUCUGGGAUCCAUGAUCAGGGCAGUCCCACGGACAACUCCAGGACCCACGGUCCGAAUCGUAACUUAGUACCGGGUCUACUUCGAUUCUAGCAUACCACACGCAUAACAAGCGUCAAUCACACAAUACAAUCAAUACCGAUCGUUUAACCAAAACGACGGUGUUAGCAGGAUUUUCAUGUAUAAAACAUAAUGGCAUAACAUUCUCAAUUAUGGAUAUCACAUCACAAUAAGCAAUA
Vicia villosa (hairy vetch) is the source of this 3370-nucleotide messenger RNA. RefSeq names its product beta-galactosidase 8-like. Gene Ontology annotation, molecular function: beta-galactosidase activity. The coding region runs from base 125 to 2203 and encodes 692 amino acids. Gene Ontology annotation, cellular component: vacuole; cell wall. NCBI's taxonomy places the organism in Eukaryota, Viridiplantae, Streptophyta, Magnoliopsida, Fabales, Fabaceae. The transcript is spliced from 16 exons. The record is from RefSeq and is a predicted model, not a curated record. Gene Ontology annotation, biological process: carbohydrate metabolic process.